Messenger RNA from Fomitiporia mediterranea MF3/22, 1452 nucleotides. RefSeq lists its product as uncharacterized. The transcript has a single exon. The record is from RefSeq and is a predicted model, not a curated record. Lineage: Eukaryota; Fungi; Basidiomycota; Agaricomycetes; Hymenochaetales; Hymenochaetaceae. The coding region runs from base 1 to 1452 and encodes 483 amino acids.
AUGACUCAACAGCCACCAUCCAUAACAGCUCUAGGAGGAGUCGAUUCGGAUAACUCGACGCGCCUGGCUUGCCAACUUCCACCAGAGCUACUGCUACAUAUAUUUGAGCACACCCUAGAUACCAGCAUCAAUGAUUACAGGUUGCCUUCUCACAGUCAGACAGCUGCACCACUCGUCCUAUCCUGGGUUUGCUCAUCCUGGCGUCGACUUGCUAUUACAACCCCUAGACUAUGGACCUCAAUUUCACUCGGGUCUCAUGGAUCAAGCCCAGCAUGUGAUGCGUGGAUCCUUGAUCUCUUCAUCUCACGGUCUGGCAUCAAGUACCCGUUAUCCUUCGCCAUGAACUAUGAUGCACCCGGAUCAGCACGCCAGGAGAAGAGCUCGCUAAGCCGGGCACAGAGCAAGGCGUACGUGGCAAGCAUGCAUAAAAUCGCAAGGCGGCUUGUAGCUGUACGCCACAGGUGGCGACAUCUAAUCGUCAAUGCACUCGUUCUGGACGCUCUUGCCCCUCUCUUUCGUGCACUACCUCAAGGCACUCCGUUACUCGAAUACUUAAGUCUGUCAACGAAGUAUACUGGAUUUCAUGGGCGAGAGUAUACGAUGAGGCUUACGUCAUGCAAUCGUUUACGCACUGUGCGAAUCCUAUCGCCAAUGGUGUUCUUUGAUCCUUCCUUGCCACUUCUCCCUAAUCUCACCACUCUGGACCUACAUUUUGUUCAGUCUCUUCUAGAUGCUAUUGCCUGGCUAGCAGCUUGUCCGAAUCUCGAAAGGCUAUCCAUCGAACUGUAUGCUUCAUUGCGACGUCAUGAACCUCUAAGCACUUUGCAAAUCCGAUUAGAACGGCUAUCCCAUUUCUCGCUUACCUGUUCUUAUGGCGAGUCGGAUCCGGGUCCGCUCCUCGAUUGCAUGAUAACUCCAAACUUGCAAUCACUUCAUUUUAUUCGAUACAGGACAUCGUUGUUAGGUCCAGACAAUUCAUGGCAGAAUAUUGUUGGCCUCCUUGAAAGAUCUGAAGAUCCACCAUUGCAUGAAUUACACUUGAUCGACACGCCUGAACAUCCUGAUCAACUAUCAAACGUGCUACAACGAGCAAGUCGCGUAAAGUAUCUUGCUCUGGAAGGAGAAGCUGUCACGGAUGAAUUGAUACAGCAACUGUAUGCGGGUCCUGUUGGCGGUGAACUCGGUGGAAAUGCUGAUGCUAUUCCACUCUGUCAGAAACUUGAGACACUAGAGCUGCACGACGUACCUGCUUGUUUUCCAACUAUUAUUGAUGUAGCUCGAUCUCGGACUAAAGUUUUCGAAGGGACAGAUACUGGUUCUAACGCAUUCAGGACAUUGAAAUCCUUGAUCCUCUCAUAUGAAACGUUCGGACAUUUCUUUAAUGAUCCAAACAACUUUAUUACCAUUCCAAGUGAUUUGAGUAUUGCUUUCAAGCCAACAACGGCUCGAUAA